Phalaenopsis equestris is the source of this 1586-nucleotide messenger RNA. Its product is annotated as sister chromatid cohesion protein DCC1. The transcript is spliced from 3 exons. The record is from RefSeq and is a predicted model, not a curated record. Gene Ontology annotation, biological process: maintenance of mitotic sister chromatid cohesion; mitotic sister chromatid cohesion. Lineage: Eukaryota; Viridiplantae; Streptophyta; Magnoliopsida; Asparagales; Orchidaceae. The coding region runs from base 241 to 1416 and encodes 391 amino acids. Gene Ontology annotation, cellular component: chromatin; chromosome, centromeric region; nucleus.
UGGUAAUAGAACACGAAAAUAUAAACGAGGAUUCGCUACCCUUACUCACGGCGUGAUAUUGGCGAGUGCUCCCUGGCCUGCCUCCCAUGACGUUGUGCGCCAAUUUUCGACGGUGCUGAUGUUGGCCAGUGCUUCCACACGCAUCCCAUGACGUUGUGCCCUACCCAAAAAGAAGGCGCGAAUUUUCUCUAAAUCCGAUGCUUCUGAUGUCAUGAAUGUUUGUGUGUGAGGAAGAGAGGAAUGGAAGUGGAGGAGGAAGGGAAAACCUGGGAAGGACCGGCGGAAACUUGUUUGAGCCUCAAGCCGGGUUCUUCGAUUCCCAUUUGCUACCACCAACAAUUCGGGCCUCACGACGAUCUCCUUCUCCUUGAGGUUGACGACAAGAUUCUUCCAGAUGUUCUACAAAACCGGGUUUUAAUUCGAGGACAGCCUGCUGAGGAUGCUGUACUUUGCACCCAUUCAUCCACAUAUGCUAUGAAGUUUGUAGGCACGUCCAACUCUGUAUUCUUGAUCUCCCCAGGAGGCUCAACUCCAACCAUGAAAGCUACAGCUGCCAAUGAUAAGAUGGGCAGCUCAGUGGUUGCAUCUGUCAUUACAGUUGCACAAGGUAACAUUGAAUUGAUCCAAGUAGAGCCAAAGCUUGAUAAGUUAAAGAAGCUUCUCAGCGAGAAACCUUACAAUCCUGAAGAAGAUUUCAAUGGCAGUGCAAGGCACAAGAAAGGCCUGUACAGAUGGCAAGACCUUGUUGAGAUGAUCCAGGCAAGUGAAGAAGAGGUAAGAGCUGCAUUGAAGUCCCUAUCUGCUGUGGAAAUUGAUGGAUACUGGAGGAUUGUUGAUGACAAAACCAUGAAUGAAACUUUAAAUAUGAUCUUACGUAACUCCGUCCUGCAUGACUGGAGCAUAAGCGCUCUCAGUGAGGAGCGCAUCCUGUCUCUUAUGGAGGCUGAUGGUUUUUUACCCAGGGUAGUUUUACACUGCCUUGAAGCUCAUGGAAGCAAGUUAUAUGGUUCUGAUGGCACUUUAUGGAGGCUGGAUGAGAAGCAGGUAUGUCUACGGUUUGCUCUUUGUGUUUUGAGCAGAGGGAAAAUGAAGCUCGAGAGUUUCGUGGAGAAGUGGGAGCAAAGUGUUCCCUCUGGAAUGAAGGCAGAUUUGAAAAUGCUUGAAGGAGAGGUUUUGUAUGAAAAAAUUGGAUUUGAAGAGUGGAUUCGUGUUUUCAGUGUCUCAACUCUUCCUUCAAAUCCAGCUGACCGCUUCGCUGCGUUGUUUCGGGAGCGGCCAAAGUGGGAAUGGAAGGACUUGGAGCCCUACAUCAGAGAUAUACAUGUGCCUGGCCUCUCUUCAGAAGGUUUGCUUAUCAAAUAUUCUCGUAGAACACAGGCAACUGCAGAUGCUGAACCUAUAUUCAGUUCCAGGUAGGCAUUAGAAAGGGAUUUUGCCUUCUUUUAAUUAUAGUGAAAAUUGUUUUGAAACUCAGCCCUAGUUUGUCUUGAGUUGAUUCAGUAAAACUCUGCUACGAAUGCAGAUAUUAGCAUUAGUUGUCCAUUAGUGACAAAUUCAGGUUAUUUACUAGGAUUAUAUUGCUUCAC